Molecule: messenger RNA, 1595 nt
Organism: Cydia fagiglandana
Lineage: Eukaryota; Metazoa; Arthropoda; Insecta; Lepidoptera; Tortricidae
Gene: por
Product: protein-serine O-palmitoleoyltransferase porcupine
Exons: 1
Coding region: 267-1595 (442 amino acids)
Biological process (GO): lipid modification; protein palmitoylation; Wnt protein secretion
Cellular component (GO): membrane; endoplasmic reticulum
Molecular function (GO): Wnt-protein binding; palmitoleoyltransferase activity
Source: RefSeq, a predicted model, not a curated record
CAGCCCAUGAAAAUGAACCCAUUGUCUUUUAUGUCCAUCUUUUACACAAAAAAGUAUAUUUAUUCCUUAAAACCGUACUUAUCUUCAGAAAGAAGAUUUUACUAGUGUUGCAUUCAAAGCCGUUUUAUUUAUUAGUAAGGUAGACAUUCAUAAUUAUGUGUUAUAAAUUACGCGUACGCACGCGAUUUGCCGGUAUGCUGUAAAUACAAUAUUUAAUCAGAAGUACAUCAGAUACUCGCACAUAACAUCAAAUUGAUGAAGAAAUAAUGUAUGAAGAGGAUGAUUACAUUGAAGAAAACACUUGGGCAUACAUCACAUUGUGUGGCGAACCAACCCUCUACGAGGGGCUUAGAUUUGCAAAAGACUUGAUAAUAGCGAACAUAAUUUUGCGCUGUAUAAUACAGUACGUGCCUAUACCACACAACGUGCGGCACAGCGUGUCCCUUGUCAUCGGAACCUUCCUGCUGUACUGUAAUGUCGGCGCCGCCUUCGUGUGGACGGUGGGCCUGGCUGCCAGCUCCUACAUUAUCAUACUGGCUCUAUCCUACUUGACAAAGAAGCAUAGAGGGGUAAUAAUCUCUGUCAUUACCAUUGGUUACCUGCUACUGUGUGAAGUAUAUGUGAUCAAUCCCAAGAUGUGGCAGCAGAUUCGAGGUAUUCAAAUGAUAGCAGCAAUGAAAAUAAUAUCAGUAGCUAUAGAUUUGGAUAGAAAUCUUUUUAAGAGUAUGAUUAAUCCUGUUGAAUUUGGCGGUUACAUGAUGUGCCCUGCCAAUUGUAUUCUUGGACCAUGGAUCUCCUUCCAUACCUACAGCACUUACCUUGAUGUAAAAUUUUUAUCAAGAAGGUGGAUAAAAUUAAUUUUAAUAAAUUUUGCACUAUCAAUGCUUUUUUUAGUUUUGUCAAACUGCAUUGUUCCCUGGUAUGUCCCAGAUAAUAUAACUAAAUGGUUGGUUGCCUAUCGAGAUGCCCAAGCUUUCAGGAUGUCACAUUAUUUUGUUUCAAGUAUGUCGGUGGUGACAAUGCUGAGUGCUGGUUUUGGCCUCACGAAUGACUGUCACUCAGAACUAACUGUCACAAGACCAUUCUUUAUUGAGCUUCCAAGAUCUCUUGUGCAAGUAGUAGUGUACUGGAAUAUGCCCAUGCAUCAAUGGUUAAAGAAUUAUGUGUUUAGGACAUGUCAACCAUUUGGGCACUUUGUGGCCCUCCUAUCAACUUAUGUGGUCUCUUCAUUGCUCCACGGUCUGAAUUUCCAAUUAGCUGCUGUCCUGCUGAGCAUUGGAACCUUUUCAUAUGUAGAAUAUAACUUUAGAUACAAGGUUGCAUCAGCAUUGGAAGUCUGCUGCUUAGCUAACCCAUGUACAAAGGCAUGCCACCACAGACACAAAAAGAACAGUUUCCUAGCUGUCAUUAUCAACACUGUAUUUUCCUUAACAACAAUAAUACACCUUGCAUAUCUUGGAGUAAUGUUUGAGGCAUCAUUCUCUGUCCAGGAGUCUGGCUACUCUUAUAAUCAUACUCUCAGUAAAUGGGAAAACCUUAAUUACUUCAGUCAUGGUUUAGUAGCAUUCACAUACAUUAUCUAUUUAAUGAUGUAA